Messenger RNA from Torulaspora globosa, 612 nucleotides. It is a transcript of the gene TLG1, whose product is annotated as Tlg1p. Bases 1 to 612 code for a protein of 203 amino acids. Gene Ontology annotation, cellular component: membrane; SNARE complex; endomembrane system. The record is from RefSeq and is a predicted model, not a curated record. The transcript has a single exon. NCBI's taxonomy places the organism in Eukaryota, Fungi, Ascomycota, Saccharomycetes, Saccharomycetales, Saccharomycetaceae. Gene Ontology annotation, molecular function: SNAP receptor activity; SNARE binding. Gene Ontology annotation, biological process: Golgi to vacuole transport; intracellular protein transport; vesicle fusion.
AUGAGCAUCGAACAGGAUCCCUUUGAGCAAGUGGUCAAGGACACCAGAGAGCAGAUCGACAGACUUUCCCAUUACCUGAGCGGCAAUGGGUACCAGCGUGGCGACGAGGUGGCUGAGAUCAUACAAGAUGUGGCAGAGACGAUCGAGGAUCUCAACAAGAGUCUGGUAGUCAUGACGAGGAACGGCCAGGACACUAGAGCCCGGGAAGCUGACGUUCGCGGUCUCGAACGGGCGUUACAGCUUCUGAAGGACCAGAGACCUCUACCAGCAGAUGUCGAAGAGGCUCCUGCCGCAACAGCCAACGAGAACCCGUUCGAGAACGCUAUGCAAGAGCAGCUACUGAGAGAACAGGACACCCAUUUGGACUCUAUCCAUCACACAAUGGCCAACCUACAUCUACAGGCGCAGACGAUGGGCAACGAGCUCGAAGACCAAGGACAGUUGCUCGAUGAGAUGGACUCCAACAUGGACUCGUUGGGAGGCAAGUUGGCAAGAGGUCGCCGCCAGCUCGAAUGGAUAUACCAAAAGAAUAGCGAACGCUACAACGACUGUUGCAUCGUGCUGUUGAUUGCAGCACUGAUUGUGCUUCUAGUCCUGGCAUUUGUCGCCUAG